GUGGAUGCAUUAAAGAAGUCAAGGGAUCCUGUAGAACUUCAACGUCUGCGCGGCAUUUUUUUUGUCUGGACAACAAAAAUGUCGUUCUUCAAAGUUGGCAAUUCCUUAGCGAGCAUCGCAUCUUCGUCAAAGUCAUCACAUUGCCUUUCUGCGAUACGCUCUACAGCAGCACUACACACAUCUGCAGUUCGUCUCGCCGAGUCUCAAAAACAACGCACCGCACGUCUUGUCCGGAGAACAAAUAUCGAAAAGAAGGCGGAGAGAGCUCGUACCUACGCCGAGAAUAGACCUCAUCCCGUUCUGGGAACACGCCCAGGAGAGGAGGAAAAGAAAUGGCGAAAAAGCGACCUCGCAAAAAUACUCGUUACAUCCGAGGAACUUGGAUCCCUUGCGCCCACUCCACUAACGGGGAACGACACUGAAAUCAAUUUGCCCGAGCAUACAAGCUAUGGUAUGGAUGGACUCGACGGCGUAGAGAAUCGAAAGGGACAGCUUGAAUUCUUCUUCAAGCACUUGCCCGACACCUCUUUGGUUGCCGAAGUUGAGCAAGUUGAUCCAGACCUUCAAGAUCGACUUAAGGCCAACAUCGGUAACCCUGAGAAUCUAAGCAUCGAGGACCAGAGGCAUUUGGCUGAAUUUCGCCAGAAGGAGAUGGAAAAGGCUCGACAAUUGGCACGUAUUGUGGAUUUGAGGAAUGCGAAUGCUCGAGGGAUUGCAUUUGAGAAUCGUAGACGAAUUAUCGCGGCUUUCUCACCAACGCAAAACGCAAAUGAUUCUGGCUAUCCCGAGGUGCAGGUUGCUCUCUUGACAAUGAAAAUUCGUAAUCUUUGGAGCCAUCUCAUGGAACGUAAGAAAGACGUCCAUUCACGUCGUUCUCUGCGAUUACUGGUACACCAGAGGGCGAAGAUGCUGAAGUAUAUCAAGCAUAUGGACCGCGAUCGGUAUGAUACCAUCCUUCAGCGAGUCGGCCUCGAGGCAGAAGCUGUAGAGGGUGAAGUCGUCGUAUAACUGAGAAUACAUUGCUACGUCCUUUCCUGUGAUAACGCAAAUUCUUUUAGAUCGUCCUUGGUAUUCUAAUGAAAG
This is a messenger RNA of Fomitiporia mediterranea MF3/22, 1083 nucleotides long. RefSeq lists its product as uncharacterized. NCBI's taxonomy places the organism in Eukaryota, Fungi, Basidiomycota, Agaricomycetes, Hymenochaetales, Hymenochaetaceae. Gene Ontology annotation, molecular function: structural constituent of ribosome. The transcript is spliced from 3 exons. The coding region runs from base 79 to 1008 and encodes 309 amino acids. The record is from RefSeq and is a predicted model, not a curated record. Gene Ontology annotation, cellular component: ribosome. Gene Ontology annotation, biological process: translation.